Molecule: messenger RNA, 1307 nt
Organism: Pseudovirgaria hyperparasitica
Lineage: Eukaryota; Fungi; Ascomycota; Dothideomycetes; Acrospermales; Acrospermaceae
Exons: 1
Coding region: 41-961 (306 amino acids)
Cellular component (GO): cytoplasm; nucleus
Molecular function (GO): nicotinamide-nucleotide adenylyltransferase activity; ATP hydrolysis activity
Source: RefSeq, a predicted model, not a curated record
CUCCACCUUCCGAGUCUUAUUAUCUUAUGCAGUUUAGGACAUGUCCCGUGUCGCCGCCAUCAAGAAGACUCUGUCUUCGCUAGAAAACAGUGUUAAACAGUUCGUAUCGUCGUCAGCAGACUUUCGCAUCGUACAGACUGUCGGACAGUCUCGAGGAGAAUUCAGAACGCUUUUCAUUUUGGACUCAUCUUUCAAUCCUCCAUCGAUAGCACAUCUAUCACUCGCAACGAAUGCAAUUUUUCAACAGAGCUUGACAUUCGCAAGGCCCUACCGGCUCUUACUUCUUUUCAGUACUCACAAUGCGGACAAGGGCUCGUUCGACCAUUCCGUCUUUGCCCAGAGACUAGCCUACAUGUCAUUGUUUGCUAAGGAUAUUUCCGAUCAUUUCACUAAAAGACUAUCAUCUUGUCCGCCUGGAGCAUCUCUCCCUGAAUCGUCCAUACCAAUUGAUAUUGGCCUCACGAAGUUUCCAUACUACCACGAUAAGUCGGCUGCAAUCUCUAAGGCUGAGCCUCAAGCAUACCCAAGCAAGCCAGUUCACGUGCAUCUUAUCGGUUAUGACACCAUCAUCCGUGUAUGUGCACCGCGAUACUACCAGGAUCACAGUCCUCCAUUGUCUGCGCUGGCGCCGUUUUUCGAGGCCGGCCACAGGUUUUUAGUCACCAUGAGACCAAGCAUUGCCUCAGAUAAGUCAUCAGCAAACUUUGGAACUUUGGAUGAGCAGCGCGGCUAUCUUAGACAACUCAGAGACGGUGAUCUAGAAGAUCAAGGCCUUAAGAAGGAAUGGGCGAACCAGAUUGAUAUGAUCGAGAGUCCAAACGGAGAAGCAGAAGGCGUGAGCUCCACGAGGAUACGGGAAGCGAUUGCUGAACAAAAUUGGCAAGAAGUACAGACUCUCUGUACACCGAGCGUAGCAGCCUGGUUCGUCGAGACAACCGACAAUGGCGGCCAUUCUUCUUGAACAUCAUUUUAUUGUCUAAAGACUACUACGGCGUAAGCUGGUCCUUGCAACAUUGUCGCGAUGCGAAAUGUACUUUGCCGUCAUCCACGCAUGACGACAGAUUCGCCAGCUCCUGCGCCACGCCAUAUUGACAAGAGCACCGACAGUGCCUCUGCUACUCAAAGCAAGCGAAGACGCCUUAAGGCUUUCCCGUUUCCGUCUUUCGAUUCGCCCUGGUCUUCUGAGUCUUCGACUCACAGCGAGGUCAUCGAUCCAUUAACACCUUUACAAGAUCCAAAAGUGUUGUCACCGCACAGUCAGCGGCGACGCGAUCGAUAUGGGCGGUCAGCUCGAAAGGAGUUUUGGA